GUGACAAUUUCUUUUUCUACGCUUUCCCCUGUUUACAGUGAAUUGUUGACAAACAAAGAACAGCUGAGUUCAAUUGACAUUUCAUCAUUUUACAACACUUUUUACAAAAUUUCUUGUGUAUAUUAACUUCAUUUCAGGUCGAUUGCAAUCAUCCUAGUGAGCCCAAUAAUUAAAAAAAAAUGAGCGGUAGUGACAAAAAUAAAGCCACAGAACCCAAGGACACUGGAUCCUUGCCAAGGAUCAGGACUCAAAGUGAAAGUUCUUUUACCAGUGAUGAUGGGGCCAAUGGAUUUGCGGGAAAAAUUCAAAGAACAAACUCUGCACAGUUUGUGGUUGCAAGCGGUUUUCCAUCAGCUUCGCCACCAAAAUUUGUCUCAUUGGAAGAGAUAAUGCAAGCGGCAAACAGUAUGAGAGAUAUGGCAUUAGUCCACCAAAUUGUGGUUGAUGAUGACUUUAGAUUGCAAAAACCUGACCCUGCACCUAACACUGUUCAAAAGGUUAUUAAGGACACUAUGCAAAAAGCUUUUUGGGAUGUUUUAAGAGAGGAAUUGGCUGAAGAUCCCCCAAACUAUAUGCAGGCUUUGGUUCUUCUUGAGGAUGUUAAACAAGGUUUAUAUUCACUUCUUUUACCACAACACACAAAAACUAGGCAACAAAUUACCGAAGUUUUGGAUUCAGAGUUAAUAAAACAACAAGCUGAAAAGGAAGUCAUUGAUUUUCGCAUGUAUGCUCAGUUUGUCAUUGGUAUAAUGAGCAAACUUUGUGCUCCGGUACGAGACGACAAAAUUAAAGAAUUGACUGAAAUGACCGAUGUUGUCGAUACGUUUAGAGGGAUUUUGGAGACGUUGGAUUUAAUGAUAUUAGACAUGGCCAAUUUUACCAUACAAGUAGCGAAGCCGGAUAUAAUCGCUUGUAGUGUGGAUUGGGAAAGAAAAAAAUUUGCAGAUUUUUUAGCAAUUCAGACAGAUGGUUUGGAACAAACCCGAAAAUGGCUGUUAAAAUAUGUUGACUUGAAUCAAGAAGUUCCUAAAGAUCCAGAAUACGAAAACUUUAUUAAACACGCUUAUAAAAAUGCUUUUUGGAAAGCUUGUACUGAUUUAAUUGACUGGGAUGAAAGUAUGCCUUUUCCAGAAACUUUUAUGUUGGAUCAAGAACGCCUUAAAGACUUGCAGACCAAAACCGAACGGCUUGUCAUAAUUGCCACUGUAUUGUUGGUAACUUUAAGCAACACAGGCUCAGACCUGCACACAAUUGCAAAGUUUAAAAACUCCCUGAAGGAACACAUUUCUAUUUUACUUCAAGCUUACCAGAAUAAAAACGAUUUAAAUGAGCUUCUAAAAAACGUGGCUGAGCAAGUGGUUAAUGAAGUUAAAAAAGCUAUAGUAGUUUAUAAACUACCUGAAAUGGGUGCUGCUACUGAAAGUUUACUAAAACAACAAAUUCAAGAUGUUGAAAGUUCUGAAAAUAAAGUUAAAGCAAUAGUCAAACAAAGAGUUAAAGAGUUUUACCUGGACAUAAUGGAAUCAUCGACAGCAAAUCCUCAAAAAGUGCCCGCAGGUCUCACUGCAUUACAAAAACCUCUUGUUGGAGUGGCUGGUCAACUUCUACGGAUCGUGUCACACAAUGAAACCGUUUUCUGCAUUUACUACCACAAAAUUGUAUCAGAGGCACUGCCCAAGCCGGUCUAGGUCAGUCACUCGCUACCAAUAAAUAUAAAUUUGCUUUUAUUUACGUUUAGAUCAAUUUUGUAUCAUAUGUGUAUCAGGGUUUGUGUUAGUUUCUAAUGUAUGUAUAAAAUAACUUGGGUAUUAGAUGUAGCUAGGCUAUGUCUAUAUUCAAGAAAAUUAUGAUUAAAUUAUAUUUUUAACGAA
Molecule: messenger RNA, 1871 nt
Organism: Brassicogethes aeneus
Lineage: Eukaryota; Metazoa; Arthropoda; Insecta; Coleoptera; Nitidulidae
Source: the annotation of a GenBank genome assembly